This is a messenger RNA of Neoarius graeffei (lesser salmon catfish), 2308 nucleotides long. It is a transcript of the gene rrs1, whose product is annotated as ribosome biogenesis regulator 1 homolog. The transcript has a single exon. The coding region runs from base 13 to 1053 and encodes 346 amino acids. Lineage: Eukaryota; Metazoa; Chordata; Actinopteri; Siluriformes; Ariidae. Gene Ontology annotation, cellular component: preribosome, large subunit precursor; nucleus; nucleolus. Gene Ontology annotation, biological process: ribosomal large subunit biogenesis; ribosome biogenesis; endonucleolytic cleavage in ITS1 to separate SSU-rRNA from 5.8S rRNA and LSU-rRNA from tricistronic rRNA transcript (SSU-rRNA, 5.8S rRNA, LSU-rRNA). Gene Ontology annotation, molecular function: protein binding. The record is from RefSeq and is a predicted model, not a curated record.
UUUGUAUCCAAGAUGGCGGCGUGCAGUAUCGAAGACGUGCUCGCUAAAGCCGAAAAAGACGAAGCAGAAAGGCUAAAAAGUAUCACGGUACAUAAAGAAUUAGACCUCGAGUUUGAUAUCGGAAACUUGCUGGCGUUUGACAAGACCUCGAUCAACACUCGGGAGUUUAAGCAGCAAAAUAAAGACGAGUUUCUUCGCUCACUGGCCCGAGACAACACUCAGCUCCUCAUUAAUGAGAUCUGGAAACAUCCAAGCGAGAAAGUAGAGGAGGUUCUCGUGGUCAAUCUGCCGGAUCCCAUCACCCAGUUACCCCGAGAAAAACCUGCCCCCAAGCCCAGACCCCCGACCAAAUGGGAGCAGUUCGCCAAACUGAAAGGCAUCCAGAAGAAAAAGAAGACUAAUCUGGUGUGGGAUGAAGUGCAUAAAGAGUGGAGAAGACGCUGGGGAUAUAAACGAGCCAAAGAUCACACGAAGGAAUGGCUGAUCGAGGUGCCUGAAAAUGCGGAUCCCUCUGAGGACCAGUUCGCCAAAAGGAACCAGGCCAAGAAAGAGCGAGUGGCCAAGAACGAGUUUAACCGUCUGAGGAACAUCGCCAGGGCGCAGAAGCUGAAAGUGCCCGGUGUGGGACUCGCUCCAACCGGCCAGCAGUCCAAAGCAGAGCUGGCCAAAGCUGUGAGUGUGGCCAAAAGCUCCACAGCAUCAGUGGGCAAGUUCCAGGAGCGACUUCCUAAAGAGAAACCCCAAAGAAAAACAGGCAAAAAGAGACAGUUCCAGCCUCUCAUCGGUGACUUCGCUGGAGAGAAGCAGAAGCAUCUGGAGAUACUCAAAGUAAUUGAGAGCAAGAGACCUCGGCUGGACAUCACCAAAGCGGUGAAUAAGCAGAUGAGGGAGGAAGACAGUGAAGCUUCAGAAAGGAGGCAGGGGAAGAAGGGACGACGAGGGAACACGCCUGGAAAAGGGAGGCGAAAUGCUCCAAGAGGGAAAGGAAAAGGGAAGGGGGGAGCUUCCAAAGGCAAAGGACGAAAACCUGCGAUGAAGCAGGGCAGGCGUUGAAAUGGACUCAUAAAGCUUUCGUAAAAUCUGACACUUCUUGUAUUUGAACCUUUAAACACACCUGAGCCUGUCUCACUCUCAGAAAGAAAGCAUUUUCCUUGUCACUGGGGUGCGAUCAUCAAGCAUACAUCUUUUGUACCUUUAGUGUGUGUAGUUCCAUGGAAAGAUGCAUGCAGUGUAGCUUUAAUUAGUGCAAAGCUUUAAAGAUGCAUCAGUGGUCCUUGUGGAAAAAUUAUGUACCCUUUUUAAAUUAUUAUUAUUAAGGAUGGAAGAUGCAUACUAAAGGUACAAAAGAUACAUCCCUGUGAUGCACUGUUCCAGAGACAAGGAAAGGUACAGUUUGCUGCCUUUAUUUCUGAGAACGUACAUGCUGAUAUGAUAUUGCAAUAACACCUUUCUGAGAAUUUUGAGUGUUGUCUGCACUUCUAUUAUAACCACUUCUGUUGUUGCAGUAAAUUUUUUUUUUCCCCCUCUUUGGUUGACCCUUUGUCAGCGAAUCAUAGCCUUUAACAAUAUUUGAUGCAUUAGAAUAUUUUAAAUCAAUUAAUAUAUUGCAAUGUCAUAUUGACCAAGUAUUUUUUUGAAAUGAAAUCUCAAAUCUGAAAAGAUUUCAAUUUUUUUUUAAAGUGGUGUUGACAGUCUAGAGUAUCAGAAUGUGUUCAUGGUUUUCUAAAAUUACUUCAGACAUGUAUUAAUUUGUUUUAUGAGUCAUACUUGUAAUUGUUAUCUGCCAUGAGAAAACUGGAGGACUUUUGCUAUUGGUGUCUCAGGUUCUGCCAUGUCUAGGAAUACUUUUUUUUUUUUUUUUUUUUUGCUUUUCACAAAGGUUUUUGAAUGUUAUCAGAAUCAUCAUGUUUAAUGGGACUACUUCAUAACGGGUUUAAUGCUUCCCUCUAAUUAAAAGUUUGUCAAAGAGCCUUAACAAUUGUCUAUUGUUCAGCAUCACUCCUAUUAUUUCACUUUCACAUUUGUUUUCACUGAACAGGGUGAUUAUUUUUAGAUAAAAGAAAAUGGCAAUUAUUCUAUGUGCUCUCCUAGACAUAAUUACAUAAUCUGAUUUCAUAACAUGAGAAAGAUUAGUUCAAGAUUUAACAGAAGUGCAACAUUUAUUUAAAAAAAAAAAGGUAAAUAAGGCUCUGGUGCCCCCUUGUGGUUGUGGUAUUGCAUCCUUAAUGCUGGAAUACACAAUGAUGUUUGAAUAUUGACAAUUUUCCUUUUUUUGUAACUCUUUUUCCAUCUUAAACACUUUUUAUUU